Messenger RNA from Lineus longissimus, 1700 nucleotides. Its product is annotated as transcription factor IIIA-like. The record is from RefSeq and is a predicted model, not a curated record. Lineage: Eukaryota; Metazoa; Nemertea; Pilidiophora; Heteronemertea; Lineidae. Gene Ontology annotation, cellular component: nucleus. The coding region runs from base 60 to 1472 and encodes 470 amino acids. Gene Ontology annotation, biological process: regulation of transcription by RNA polymerase II. The transcript is spliced from 8 exons.
UGUUAAAAAUGGCUGCGGCCGCAAAAGUGGGAAAAAAGUAGACUUUUUAUAUCCCAAAAAUGAAAAAGGCUCACGUCUGUCUGCAUCAAAAUUGUGGAAAAGCAUUUUCCAGGAUAUAUAGAUUAGAGAUACAUGAAAGAACCCACACUGGAGAGCGGCCAUUUAGGUGUGACUUGGAGAGAUGUGAGAAGGCUUAUGCAAGACAUUCUCAUUUGGUACGCCAUGUAGAACGUGCUCAUCAAACAAUCACGAAAGAAGUGUUUGUAUGUCCCCAUGCUGAGUGCAAAGAUAUAUUCGUGUCUGAGACGAACCUGAGAAGACAUCUCCUAAGAAGACAUGAAAAGCAACACUAUAAGUGUCCUCAUGAUGGUUGCGACAAGAUCUUCAAGAAACAUCAGCAUCUAAAAUCUCACGAAUAUGUCCACACCAAUAUCAGACCUUUCGCAUGCCACCAUGAAGGUUGUGAGGCUGCCUUUCUGGCCAAUAAUAAACUCAAGCACCACUUGAAAGUCCACGAAGGCUAUACUUGUAAAAAGGAUGGCUGUUCUAAACACUUUGAAAAAUGGACACAGCUGCGAAAACACGUGGCUGCUGAUCACAAGUCAGAACAUGUCUGCCCUACCUGCCACAAGUCAUUCCCACAUCGCCGUAUUCUAGUCCGCCACAUGGUUAUACACGAGGAGACACGCACCGUCUUUGUUUGCCCUAAAGAAGAUUGUACGAGAGUCUAUUAUGAGAAGCGAAACUUGACAGCUCACUUGAAGUCUUACCAUGAUGGCAAAAGGUUCUCUUGCUCUUACGAGGGUUGUGGUAGAAGUUAUGUGUCAAAGCAGAACAUGUUGGAUCAUGCCAAUGUACACAACCCAUUGUCAGCUCUUGCCAAGAAGAGGCCAAGAAAAAGAAAGGGCUUGCUUAAGAUCAGUGCUGCUUCAGUACUGUCCGGUUAUGACGCCAGGAAACAUUCAAUGAUUGAGCCAGAUAAGGAAGAUGUGAUAGUCAUUCCUCAGGAGGCUGACGACCAUCACAUGGACAGUGAUAAGCAAGAUGUGACAGUCAUACCUCAGGAGGCCGACGACCAUCACAUGGACAGUGAUAAGCAAGAUGUGACAGUCAUACCUCAGGAGGCUGACGACCAUCACAUGGACGGUGAUAAGCAAGAUGUGACAGUCAUACCUCAGGAGGGUGAUGACCAUCACAUGGACGGUGAAACCUUAAAAACUAACAUCGUUAAUAUUAACACUAUUUCAGGGUUUGGUGGUGAAUCAAUGGAGGUUACCGCCAGUGCAAAGGGUUCUGAUUUGAAAGUAGACUUAAACACGGAGGAUAUCUCUGGUUUCAGUGACAGUGGACACUUCAGCCCUUCUGAUGGUAGUCCUGUUGAUUCUUGUAAAACGGAAAGUUUGCGAGCCAAUUUGGAUGAUGGCGUCAGGAAGUCAAUGUGGGCUAAUCUGGUAGGUUAUGUGGAAACAUGACAUUGGUUAGGUUAAUGAAGAACUGAGAAUCGUGGGUUAGUUGUGAUUUACAGAAUUCAGUGCUAUGUUCAGUUUGAACUAUCCAUCCAGGUUUCGUUUCGUUCAUGCAUGUAAUUUCAUGUUCAGACUCAUCAAAGUGAUUUUGUAAUAAUUUUCUUCUUGACUGAACUAAUGUAACAGUGAGCGCGUCACUUCAUAUCACAUGUUUAGUUUAUGUUUGAAUUUGAA